Salarias fasciatus (jewelled blenny) is the source of this 910-nucleotide messenger RNA. Its product is annotated as radial spoke head protein 3 homolog B-like. The coding region runs from base 78 to 767 and encodes 229 amino acids. NCBI's taxonomy places the organism in Eukaryota, Metazoa, Chordata, Actinopteri, Blenniiformes, Blenniidae. The record is from RefSeq and is a predicted model, not a curated record. Gene Ontology annotation, cellular component: cilium. The transcript is spliced from 6 exons.
GCCCGGCUCAGAGAGCAGCCAGGGAGCAGUUGAGAGGCAGCAGCCCUGAAGCCCUGCUGGGCAGAAAACACGUGCACAUGCAGACAGAGCGGUACCUGGAGGAGCUGAGCGAGGUCCUUGUGUCUGAGAACGCGGAGUGUCAGACUGACGCUUUCCUGGACAGACCGGCGUCUCCGCUCUUCGUCCCCGCCAAAUCCGGCAAAGACGUGGCGACUCAGAUCGAGCAGGGAGACCUGUUUGACUUCGACGUGGAGGUGCAGCCCGUCCUGGAGGUCUUGGUGGGGAAGGUCAUGGAGCAGUCUCUGCUGGAGGUGAUGGAGGAGGAGGAGCUGGCCAGUCUGAAGGCCCAGCAGAGGACCUUCGAAGAGCUGCGAAACAGCCGACUGGCGGAGGUGCAGCGGCUGCAGGAGCAGGAGAGACGCCACAGCCAGGAGAGAGAACGUAGGAUAGCCCAGCAGAAAGAAGUGCUGAGGAAAGAAAAGGAGACGGCGGAGAAGAUCGCUGCUCGGGCGAUCACCCAGCAGUACCUGGCCGGCCUGCAGCCCGCGGUCUUCAGCUCCCUCAGAGGUCACGGCUUCUUCUACGACCCCGUGGAGAGAGAUGUUGAGACUAAUUUCUUGCCGUGGCUCAUGGCUGAGGUGAACGACACUCUGAGGAAGAGAUCUACAGCGAGGCAGACGCUGGACAAUCUCAUACAAGACGUCUGCAGGAAAAGAGUGGAGGCCUUCAUGGAGCUGGAGGCACAGCAACACACAGACGACACAUAAACACUCCAAAAUGAUGACAACUUUAGCUUCAGUGUGUAUUGUAUGGGAACGCAUCAGUGUGUGGACGUGAGGCAUGAAGCUGGUUUUGUUUUUUUAAACGGACCAUCUCUGAGCUGAAAGAAAAACCACGUGAUUGUAAUAAA